Aricia agestis (brown argus) is the source of this 6019-nucleotide messenger RNA. RefSeq names its product BTB/POZ domain-containing protein 7. Lineage: Eukaryota; Metazoa; Arthropoda; Insecta; Lepidoptera; Lycaenidae. The transcript has 11 exons. Gene Ontology annotation, molecular function: protein binding. The coding region runs from base 332 to 3355 and encodes 1007 amino acids. Gene Ontology annotation, biological process: morphogenesis of a branching epithelium. The record is from RefSeq and is a predicted model, not a curated record.
AAACGGACUACAUCGAACGGGACGUAACGGGGUUUUGAUUUUUUAUGAAAAAUCUCGUACAUAAUAUUUUCAUUGAUCGCUACCAAAAUAAACGUGAACGGAAAAGGGAAAGAAAAAUUCGUAUGUCGGAUCGCGGAACCACCGCUACGAACACUGCGCGCGGUGAUUCCUGAACAGAUUUACAAGUUUGUGAUUGUUAAAUGGCGGAUGUGUCAGGUCCCGAGAGCGGACGAAAUGUUUGUGUAAAGAGUGCCUGAACCCCUCGGAUUCACUGCUGGGAUGCUGCAAAUCUCCGGGUCGCGCGCUCGGCCGGCUCGGUGAUGGCGCGCCGAUGAGCCGGCUGCUGUGCUGCCUGCGCGCCUCCCCCGACAUGGGCGCGGCGCUCUCGCACCCGGGCGAGGUGUGCGACGCCCGCCCGCCCGGCGCCCUGCCCGCCCCGCCCGACCCGCCCACCAUGGCCGACGUCAUCCGCGAGCGUAAGAAGAAGGCGGGGGGCGCGGCGCUGGGCACGCUGAGGCGGCGGCUGGCGGCGGCGGCGCGGCGCGGGCGCGAUGCGCGCGCCGGGGGCUGCGAGCACGCGCGCUUCAUCCGCGGCGUGGUUGGCGCGUGGCGGCUCGGCGACGUGUUCGCGCUGUGCGAGCAGCUGGAAGGCGGCGCGGCGCUGCGCGACCUGGUGACGCAGGCGGAGCUGGCGCGCGAGCCCGCCGCCGCGCUGCGCCAGGACCUGGCGGCCGCGCUGCGCGAGCGCCGGCGCUGCGACGUGGAGCUGGUGGGCGCGGGCUGGGCGCUGGCGGCGCACCGGGCGCUGCUGGCUGCGCGCUGCUCGUACUUCCGCGAGCUGCUGGCGCGGCACGGCGGCGCGCGCGUGCCGUUGGAGGGCGCGGCGGCGGCGCUGUCGCGGGAGGAGGUGGAGGCGGUGGUGGCGGCGCUGUACGGCGGGGCGCCCCCGCCCGCGCCUGGCACGCUGCCGCGUCGCUCCGUCUGCGCCUCCUGCUCCGAGUGGGAGCGCGGCGGGGGCUCCGAGUCGGAGGGCGGAGAGGGGUGCGCGUGCGGGCGGCGCGUGGCGGCGGCGCGGCUGCGGAGGCUCGGCGAGCUGCUGGGCUUCUCCGCCGACGCGCUGGCGCGGGACCUGCGCCGCGCGCUCGAGUCGGGCGCGCACGCCGACACUCGCCUGUGGUGGGCGGGCGCCGGCGCCGACUGCGGCUUCGUGCGCGCGCUCGAGCUGCCCUGCCACCGCGUCGUGCUGGCGGCGCGCUCGCGCUUCUUCCGCGGCGUGCUAGCGCGCGCGCGCCCCGCCGUCUGCGUGGACGAGCACGUGCUGCCGCGCCGGUUCGCGCGCGCGCUGCUGCACGCCGCCUACACCGACCAGGUGGACCUGUCGCUGGUGGGGCGCAGCUCGUCGCCGACCGCCGCCUCACCCCCCGCCGCCCCGCCCGCCGCGCCGCCACCCGCCCGGGGCUCCACCAUCGCCAUGCUGGACGACGCCUUCCAGCUGUACGAGAUUGCGAGGUUUCUGGAGAUGCCGAUCGUGGUGCAGGGGUGCGAGGACGCCAUCGUGCGCGCCCUGUCCGCCGACACGCUGCCGCACGUGCUGCGCUGGGCGGGCGGCGCCCACGCUAGCGCCUGGGUGCAGCGCCAAGCCGCCCGCUACCUUCGCGACGAGUUCGUCGCCGUCAUGGCCGGGCCGGCCGCCGCGCGCCUGCCCCGCGCCGCCCUCGCCGACGCCCUCGCCUCGCCCUUCCUGCAGGCCUCUGAGCCGCAGGCCCUGCGCGCCCUACUGCGCUGGGCCGAGCGCGCCGCCGCCGCCGCCGCUGCCGCCGAGCCCAACGUGGUGUGGCACACGCGCGGCCGCCGCGCGCGUGCCGCCCGGCCCCCCGACGGCGGCGUGCGCGCGGCGCUGGCCGGCCUCGCUCCGCUCGUGCGCACCGAGCACGUGCCGCCCGACUGCGACGCGCUGGCGGCGGCGGCGCGGCGCGGCCUGCUCGCCCCCGCGCCGCCCGCCGCGCCGCGCUCGCCCGACGCCUGGCUCGGCCGCGGCGCAUACCGCCCGCCGCGCUGCUUCCUGCCCUACCUGGACGAGCUGAAGGCGCUGCUGGCGGACCAGGCGCCGCCACCGGAGGGCGCGGCCCGGCGCGCGCGCUACCUGCAGCGCAUCCCCGACACGCUGUACAUGGUGGCGGCGGCGCGCGAGCGCGGCGCGGGCGCGGCGGGCGGCGUGCCGGACGCCGUGCGCGCGUGCGUGCCCGCGCCCGUGCGGCAGGCGCUGCGGGCGCGUGCGCGGGAGCUACGCGCCUCCAGCACAGCGGCGCGCGCGCUGGCGCUGCACGCGCCCGACACCUCGCCGGUGCUCCGCCAGAUCGCGCUGCGGGCGGUGCGAGAGAUGUCGCUGCCGGACGAGUGCGCCGACCUGCUGCUGUCCGAGCCCGACCCCGCGGAGGAGCGCGAGGGCUCGUCGGAGUGGAGUGCGGGGUCGGAGUGGGGGGCGGGGUCGGAGUGGGGCGGCGUUUCCGCGGAGUGGGGCGGGGCUGAGGGCGGGGCGGGGGCGGAGUGCUGCCGCGCGGGCUCGGUGCGGUGCGCGUCGGCGGGCAGCGCGCGCUCGCUGCCCCGCGUCCGGCCGCGGCCCCGCCUGUCCGCCGCCGUGCCCGACGUCGCCAUGGCGCCCAACGCCAACACGCACCUGCUGUCCGCCCGCGAGCAGAUGUACGCGGCGGGCGGGGCGCGGGCGGGGCCGGCGCGCGCGCCCCCGCCGGAGCCCGCGCCGCUGCCGGAGCCCGGCGGCCUGCAGCUCGACCUCGGCGACGGCGCCAUGCACACGCCCCGACCCGGAUCUCGUGCGCAGCGCGCGGCGCGGCGCGAGCUGCCGACGGCGCGGGAGGCGCGGGAGGUGCGGCGCGGGGGGGAGCGGGGCGGCGGCGGGGAGAGGGGCGGGGACGACGACGAGCUGCGAGCCGCGUACGAGCUCUCCGCCAGAGUUUACGGCGGCGGCAGCAUCCGACGUCUGCCGCGACCCGCCGACCUGCUGCCCGACGAGUACGGCAUGCGGAGCCGCGCCAGCCCGAGCCCGUCCGCGCUGAGCGUCGCCGGCAGCGGGUCCCUGUCCCUGGGCGGCGGGUCGCUGGCGCUGGGCGGCGGCGCGCUCUCCCUCAGCGGCGGGGAGCUGCGGCUGGGCGGCGCGGCGCUGACGCUGGGCGGGCAGCGCCGCCUCGACAGGCACACGCCGCCGCCGAGACAUCCACGCGGCGGCGGUGUCGGCGUUGGCGGGGGGCGCAGCCCGAGCCCUCGGCGCAGCCCCCGCGCGCUCUCCGCGCUCUACUCGCCGCACCACAGUCGCGGCCACAGCCCGAACUACGCGUGAGACGGGAUGACAGUGAGUGAGGGUGCGGCGCGGGGAGAUGGUGUUGGACAAUUGUCGAGAGCGAUGACGCUCACGGUGUUCAGGAGAAGUGACACGUCAGAGGCGGGCUGUAGCGUCACCGCCGCGAGCCCGUUGCGCCGUAUGUUGUAGCGCGAGCGUGUCGUCGCCACGUUUGUACAGUCAGGACACGUAUAGCAGCUAGACUACGAUUUGUUCGUAUUCAAAUAUGUCACCAGUUUUUGUAAGGAUAAACUAUAGCGGCCGGUCGUAAGAUUUUAAAUAGACGGGUAUGAAAGAGCGCCCACGUGUAGCCCACGUCGAUCUGUGUUCGCAGACAACGUCAACGACAACAGUUCGAUUGCUAUCAGUCGCUGAAGAGUUACUGUAUUAGUGCUCUACUCACCGAUCAAUUAAUAACAUGACUGUGUGAAUGCAGUAUUCGAGUAGUUCAUUCAUUGUGUACCUUGAGUCUUGGUGUUAUAUUAUACGGCGAGUAGAGUGUUGUGUCGAGGGAACAGAGUUUGAGUUUCAAAUGUGUAUCGGCUGCUAUACAUGAUCCUUGAGUGUUGACUGUCGCGCCGGUGUACAGUUGUAUAUAAUAUAGUUACGUCGUCGCCCAGCGCCAUUGCCGCGAGAUCACAGACUAAACUAAGACCUAUUCCAAUUAAUUUUGAUCUGAAUACAAAGCUCAGCCAUGAUGCUAUUUAUUUAAAUAUUAUGCAUAUAACGCAUAUGUAAUAAAUACAAUAACACAUUAAUUUAGCUAAGUUCAGUGUUUACUAUGAGAGUUGAGACGAAUGAAUUGCAAGAGAGUUACUGUCGCUCCCGCUUUCAAUAAAAUAUUCACAUAGUGGAUAAGCUAUACAAUGUCUUGUCAUCAUCAGAUAAGUUAUAAAGUCACUCGACAUAUUACAAGGUCAAACUUUGUAUAGCUAUUUAUUUUGUAACAUUUUAUUCGGAAGGGGUUUAUUAUAGUCUAUAAUCCGUCUGUCGAGUUCGGCGAUGACGCUGGGGCGGCGGCGUGUUGUAACUUGUAUAUAAGUUAGUAGCGGUAGUCUGUACAUAGGUACACUCCAGACCCGAACGUUUCUGCACAAGUCGGUAUACACUAUAUGUAACAGUCCGGUAAAUAUAUAGUUAACGAUAUUUUUGUUAUUCACGUAACCGAGAGGCCGAUACCAGGACGCCGAUGAUGGUAAUGACACGACUCGUGGCGCGCGUAGAAGGGGAUCUAGACAAAUUGAGUCCGCAUACAGAACUUAAAUUGACAAAGCUUCCAAAUAAAAAAAAAGACUCGUUUACAGAGUUACUGGCUUAUCUUGCGACGAGAAUGUGUAGUAUCUGCUGUCCAAUGUCUGUUGCUUGCCUGUCGUAAGAUACGUAAUCAUCCUGCCGGCUUGCUACACUGUCUUGCCAAGAUGAAUAUGCGACAUAAACGUACGUAGAUUUUUUGAUCUCGAUCCCCUUGUAUGUGAACGCGCUACAACCUUCGAUCUGCAUUACACAGUAAGAUGUAACAUUAUGUAUAAGGUAAGCGAAGCGGAAGCGAAGUAUAUACUGCUGCCAGAAUGUACCCCCUGUAAUCUGUAAGCGCAACCGACGAGCACAGAGUAUGACGCAAUAUCUGAACUCCCUCGUUGGCCGAGGUGCGUUCACAUAUCCGCAUAGCACGCAUCGAACUAUACAAUAUGAACGGGUUGGAUUUUAAUUUAAAUAUUUAAUUUUAACUUAGUCUCAUACUGUACUGACGAAAGACCCAGCAAUGUGUAUAGUUUAGAAAUCAGAAUAUAUCAUGCGAUAUGUGAACGCUUAUUUUUAACCGUCGAAUGUAAGCGGUUGCCGGAAUGAGUAAUGACCGGUUUAUAAAACGAGAACCUUGUCAUCUCUGUAACAAGGUACACCGACAUAUCGGCGACCGUAUAAUCAAUAAUGAAUUGUCACUCGCAAAGAUGAACUUUCAAUAUUUAAUUGACAAGACCGGCGCGGUGUCGGAAGCUGAUGAGUGAUGACGUCAUACCGCUAUAUACGUAAACGCCUGGACCACUGGUGGGCGCCACUCGCGGCCAGAGCGAUGAUCGAUAUGAAUUUAAGGUCAAAAGAUACAAUAUACAAACCUUAAAUACUGGACAGUAACUCAGUUGUUUUCUCGAAAUAUAAUUUCGUCCAACAAAAACAAGUUUAACCACGCUCGAUGCUGCAUCCUUCUGCUCUAUAAAGUUAUUUGGAAUCGUGCCUCUGUGUAACUCGAUUCGGGCGGUAGUGUGAAUGUAAUGCGUCAGUACUAUAAUUGAAGAUGCAGCUUUUUGUCAACAUCGACAAUAUUAUAAACACAAAUAUUGUCUUAUUUAAUCUGCCGAUCCAAAAAUCACCGAUUUCCAAACAUUUUACAUAAAAACUCCGUCUGUUGCAAAUACUGAUUUCAUUUAGGUCAGUAGAUUUCGGUUUAUUGGUAAAAAGUACAAAAAGGCCAUAGUUACACACAAAAUAUGUAACGUGCAGAGUUCUGGACGCGAGCGGCUCUGGCGUCACGCGCGUGCGGCGUGCUCGUCGCGGGGUGAUGAUGAUGUGUUCGUAGCGCGGCGGGCCAGGUUUGGCCACGACCAAGUAUGUACAUAUACCUGUAUAUAAUAUGUCAUUGUUUAAUAAACUAUGUUGAUAAUUAAA